Microthlaspi erraticum is the source of this 372-nucleotide messenger RNA. The record is from the annotation of a GenBank genome assembly. Lineage: Eukaryota; Viridiplantae; Streptophyta; Magnoliopsida; Brassicales; Brassicaceae.
AUGGCGUCGCUUCUACUCGGUGCUCCUCCGCGAGUCUCCGUCGUAUCAUCUCUCUCCGCAUCUUGCUCUCGGUUAUCAUCAUCUCACUCGGAAACUGUCGGUGUCUCUCUCUCCUGCUUCACUCAGCAAUUGUCUCUCUCCGCUUCCUCAUCAUCCAGCUCAAUUCCACUUGUGUACUGUGGCAGAGGUGACCGCAAAACAGCGAAAGGAAAGCGUUUCAAUCACUCAUUCGGAAACGCGAGGCCACGAAACAAGAAGAAGGGAAGAGGGCCGGAGAGAGUACCGGUCCCUCCUGCUCCUCCGAGGAAGGAUAAGUUUGAGAACGACGAGAAGAUCAAAAUCGACAUCGACGAGUCUCUCUUCUCUAAUUAG